Acaulospora colombiana is the source of this 141-nucleotide messenger RNA. NCBI's taxonomy places the organism in Eukaryota, Fungi, Glomeromycota, Glomeromycetes, Diversisporales, Acaulosporaceae. The record is from the annotation of a GenBank genome assembly.
AUGUCCCAAACGUCAACUAUUCCCAAAUCUCUCGACCCAUCUGAUCAAUUCCCAAUGUCCUCUAUAUCACCUAGUUUCAGGACUUCGCAACGAGAUGCCAUACAGCAGGAAUUGAGCGCUUUCCACCAACAACAUCAUCAG